Molecule: messenger RNA, 1361 nt
Organism: Chironomus riparius
Lineage: Eukaryota; Metazoa; Arthropoda; Insecta; Diptera; Chironomidae
Source: the annotation of a GenBank genome assembly
CUUUGUAAGACAGCGAAUCUCGCUCUCUUUUUUUCCUUCAUUCAAUAAUAAAAACUCAAGAAAGAUGAACUCCUAUGUAAUGUUUGCAGUAUUCGCAUUAGCCGCUUUUGUCAGCUGCGAACCUCCAUCUGGAUAUAACUAUAAUCAACCGUCAUUCGGUGGUGGAGUUUCAAGCAGUGGAAAUUCUUUCUCAAAUGGUGGAAAUUCCCUUUCAAGCGGUGGAAAUUAUGAACAAGUCGCAAUUGGACCAAACACACAAGAAGGAUUAACCGUCGAUCCAGCAUUGUUGGAACAAAUUAAGCAAAUCAUUUUGAAAGAAGAAAGCAAAGCUGGAUCUGGCAGUGCUGGUGGUUUUGGACAACCCUCAUCAUCAUAUGGAGCUCCACAGGCUCAAUAUGGACCACCUGCUCAACAACAAGCUCGUAUUGUUGGAAUCGAUUUUGAAAAUACAGUUCCAGCAAUCCAAGUUGCUCAAUUACGCGCACAAUCACAAGAAGCUGGCGGAUAUUCAGCAUCAAGCUUCGGAGUUGCACCAAGCUCAAACUAUGGAGCCCCAGCUCAAGCCCCAGCUCGUCCAAGCUCACAAUAUGGAGCUCCAGGAAGAUAUUAAGCUAAUCAAAAUCUAUUCAUUCUUAAAAGCGAAACAUUGACAACUAGAUAGCACAUACGACAAUGACAAUGCAAUUCUGCAAACAUCAUCGGUCACAUAUUGAUAUUCACAUUCUCCCUAUAAAUUGAGUUAAUGCUACUUUUACUAUAUGAAUUUUGUAUGCCAUCUAUCUCAUCUAAUAUUUAGAGAGAAUUAUUAGGCAAAAAGACCUAUCAUCAUUUCUUUGGAUAUAUCUAAUCGAAUCUUAAUAAGUCUUGAACAAAAAAGAUAUUGAAAUGCUAAUUGGCCAAAAUCCCAACAACAAAAAAAAUUAAUUUCCAAAAGUGAUUAUUCACUUUUUUGACGACUAUAACAUCUCAAUCAUGCGAUCUAAUCGCCCUAAUCUACUUAAAUACAAAACAAAACAAACUAUGAACAGCAACAAAGUGAGAGUUUUUCAAAAUAGAAAAAUCAAGAAUGAUUCUCAGUUAGCAAGUCCACAUCGUGAACAUCCAAUAAAGUCAAAAGAAACGGGUCAAUAUUAUGCACAAUAAAGAAUCAAGAGGCUUUACUUGCUAAUCGAAAAAAAAUCAUUUCAAAACCUCAAAUGACGGCUUUAAACCAAACGACAGAAGAGUUACAAUGGACUUAAUGAAUCGGAAUCAAAUAAAGUACAUAAAAAUUGCAUAAUUCCACUCACCUUUCUCUUCUUUCGUGAAUGAUGGAACUUAUUGCAUUCUUUUUUGCUACCUUACUUUUGUAAAUAGAAUUC